Mucor velutinosus is the source of this 1344-nucleotide messenger RNA. RefSeq lists its product as uncharacterized. Gene Ontology annotation, cellular component: mitochondrial inner membrane. NCBI's taxonomy places the organism in Eukaryota, Fungi, Mucoromycota, Mucoromycetes, Mucorales, Mucoraceae. Gene Ontology annotation, molecular function: oxidoreductase activity, acting on NAD(P)H, heme protein as acceptor. The transcript is spliced from 2 exons. Bases 1 to 1344 code for a protein of 447 amino acids. Gene Ontology annotation, biological process: heme A biosynthetic process. The record is from RefSeq and is a predicted model, not a curated record.
AUGUUACGAACAGCAAUUUCAAGAUCUUUCCAUCAUUUUGGCUGUAAGGUACUGACACCUGCUGCUCGUUUGGCAGGUGUGCCAUCUAGAGCACUAUCCACCAGAUCAUUAUUGCAACAGAACCAUCUUCAAAUACCCAAGAAAUCUCUUUAUUUAUCCAAUGUUCAUCAGCGAUUCAUGACGACAGCUGUCAAACCUGCUGCUACUACUGCUGCUACUACUGCUGCCACCAAAGUAACAAAGCCUGCUGUUGCUUAUUGGCUCUAUUUCAAUGCUGGUAUGGUGUUUGCUAUUGUUGUCGUUGGUGGAUUAACCAGAUUGACUGAAAGUGGAUUGUCAAUUACCGAGUGGAACGUUAUUUCUGGUAUGAAGCCACCCAGAUCAGAACUGGAAUGGGAGGAGGAAUUUGAGAAAUACAAGCAGUUUCCAGAGUAUAAAAUCUUGAAUCGACACAUGACAUUGGAAGAGUUUAAAAACAUCUUUUACUGGGAAUGGUCUCAUCGUAUGAUCGGUCGAUUCAUCGGUGCCUCCUUCAUUCUGCCGGGCCUCUAUUUCGCCUCCAAGGGACACAUGUCAAAGAGAGUUGCCAAGCAGACAUUCGGUAUCACUUGUUUACUCGGUUUCCAAGGCUUCAUGGGAUGGUAUAUGGUGAAAUCAGGUCUCUCUGAAGCAUUGAUGAAGGAGCCUGGAGCUGUUCCUCGUGUCAGUCAAUACCGUCUGACAGCACAUUUAGCCACUGCUAUCGCUAUAUAUGCUAGCACUAUCUUUGUGGCUGCCGAUAUCGUGCGUCAAAACAAGAUUGUCAAUGGAAAGUAUCCCGCCAACACAGCCUCCAUGUUGAAUAACCCCAUUCUGAAGCGAUUCCGCAUUGCUACGCAUAGUUUGGGUGCUUUGAUGAUGAUCACUGUGAUGUCGGGUGGUUUGGUGGCUGGUUUAGACGCUGGUUUGAUCUAUAAUGAAUUCCCAUUCAUGGGUGAAGGUAUCGUACCUCCUACUGACGAGCUAUGGUCUGAUCGCUAUGUCAAGCCCACUGACAAUGGUAAAUGGCGCAACUUGUUGGAAAACCCUACUACUGUGCAAUUUGAUCAUCGUACGCUUGCUGAGACUACUGCCACACUCACUACUGCCCUGUGGUUGUACUCGAGAAGAUUGCCCUUACCCAAGAAUGUCAAGAUGGCAGUGAAUACCAUGAUGGGUGCUGUUGUUGUGCAAGUGACCUUGGGUAUCUCUACUCUGAUUUACAUGGUUCCUAUUGAGUUGGCUGCUGCUCAUCAAGCAGGUGCUCUUGCAUUAUUAACUUCUAAUUUCUGGUUGAUUCACGCUUUGCGUCGUGUUCCUCUCUGA